Messenger RNA from Batrachochytrium dendrobatidis JAM81, 1352 nucleotides. Its product is annotated as proteasome regulatory particle base subunit RPT5. Bases 29 to 1333 code for a protein of 434 amino acids. Lineage: Eukaryota; Fungi; Chytridiomycota; Chytridiomycetes; Rhizophydiales. The transcript is spliced from 6 exons. Gene Ontology annotation, molecular function: ATP hydrolysis activity; ATP binding; proteasome-activating activity. Gene Ontology annotation, cellular component: proteasome regulatory particle, base subcomplex. The record is from RefSeq and is a predicted model, not a curated record. Gene Ontology annotation, biological process: proteasome-mediated ubiquitin-dependent protein catabolic process.
AGCUAUUGCACAUCCACCUUUGCCUAGCAUGACCACACUUGAAGAUAAGGCUAUUUGGGACAAGGCUACUGAGGACAAUGAAGAAUUCGCUGAUGUUGGCGAUGACAUCCUGCGUGCCUCUACAGACGAGAUAGCUAACCGUACCAAACUUCUUGAAAACGACCUCAAGAUUAUGAAGUCGGAACAGCUCCGCUUGCACCAUGAGCAAAAGGCCAUUCAGGAGAAGAUUAAAGACAACCAGGAAAAGAUUACUUUAAACAAGCAGUUGCCCUAUCUGGUCUCCAAUAUUGUCGAGAUUUUGGAUAUGGAUCCCAAUGAAGAGCCCGAAGAAGAUGGUGCAAAUAUCGAUCUUGAUGCUCAUCGCAAAGGAAAGUGUGCUGUUAUAAAGACUUCUACUAGACAGACUAUUUUUUUGCCAAUGAUUGGCCUUGUUGACUCUACCAAACUCAAGCCAGGUGAUCUUGUAGGCGUCAACAAAGAAUCCUAUCUUAUCUUGGAUACUCUUCCUGCCGAGUACGAUGCUCGUGUCAAGGCAAUGGAAGUCGAUGAGAAGCCUACAGAAGACUACAACGAUGUUGGUGGUCUUGAUAAGCAAAUUGAAGAAAUGGUCGAGGCUAUUGUGCUACCCAUGACUCAGCGGGACCGAUUCGUUAAUCUUGGCAUUAAACCCCCCAAAGGAUGCCUCAUGUAUGGACCUCCUGGUACUGGCAAGACACUGCUUGCCCGUGCUUGUGCUGCACAAACUAAUGCUUGUUUCUUGAAGCUUGCUGGUCCUCAGCUUGUACAAAUGUUUAUUGGCGACGGUGCAAAGUUGGUUCGUGACGCAUUUAACCUUGCUAAAGAAAAGGCACCUGCCAUCAUUUUCAUUGAUGAGAUUGAUGCCAUUGGUACCAAGCGUUUUGACUCUGAAAAAUCAGGAGAUCGUGAGGUCCAGCGUACCAUGUUGGAGCUUCUUAAUCAGCUCGAUGGUUUCAGCAGUGAUGAUCGUAUCAAGGUUAUUGCUGCCACCAAUCGUAUUGAUAUUCUCGAUCCUGCGCUUUUGCGUUCUGGUCGUCUGGAUAGAAAAAUUGAGUUUCCACAUCCUAACGAAGAAGCUCGCGCAAGAAUCAUGCAGAUUCACUCGCGUAAAAUGACAGUCUCUCCAGACGUCAAUUUUGAUGAACUGGCGCGAUCUUGUGAUGAGUUUAAUGGUGCCCAAUGCAAAGCCAUUUGUGUCGAGGCUGGUAUGAUUGCUCUCCGUCGUGGUGCUUCUGAAAUCCAACACGAAGACUUUAUGGAAGGUAUUCAGGAAGUCCAAGCUAAAAAGAAAACAACACUGCAGUACUAUGCAUAAAACAAAUUUAAACGUUUUU